AGGCUUACAGGACCAGCUAUUGCCACAAAAGAUAAGCUUCCUGUUUACCAGUUGGCCUGAGACAAAGUGGUUGUGCUUCCUGGCCACGCGGGGCUUGGCACACAGUCUGGGCUCUGUCUGUCAGGAUGCAUCCGUGAAGCAGGAUGUCAAUGUCUCCGGCAAAAAUGAUCAUUUACGGCAGUGUGCUGUUUACCGGGAGCAUUUCCCUUUCGUAUUUCAUCAUACAAAAGACUUAUUCCAGGGGUUUAUAUUACAAGUUGGCGUUGGAGCAGCUGCAGAACCAUCCCGAGGCACAGGAAGCUCUGGGUCCUCCUGUCAACAUCCACCAUCUCAAGCUCAUUGGCAAGGACAACUUUGUGGACAUUGCUGAUGCCAAGUUGAAGAUUCCUGUCUCUGGAUCCAAGUCAGAGGGUCAUCUCCACGUCCACUCAACCAGAAGUGGCCCCUUUCACAGGUGGCACCUUAAUGAGGUCUUCUUAGAGCUCAAGGAUGGUCAGCAGAUUUCCGUGUUCAAUCUCAGUGGAGAAAAUGGUGAUGACGUGAAAAAGGAGUAGAGACGACCCAAAAGACCCAGGUUGCUUCUAGUCCAGCCUUCCCUCAUCUCUACCAUGUGCCCACUGGCAUGGUGGCCCAUCUGAGUGACAGAUACUCCUGCAAGCCAGUUUUCCAGCCACCAGUAGGAUGACUGUAUGUGCCAUCAUGUGGUAAUUUUGGUAUAAAUCUAACUUGGGCACAACAAAUGCUAUUUGUCGUUUUUAAACUGAAUCAGAAAGAAACUCUUACAAAUUUAAGAUGAUUUAUUUGAAAGUGCUUUGUAUAAAAAAGGAAUCAAAAUUAAUAAAAUGUUUGUUGAUCUUU
This is a messenger RNA of Cebus imitator (Panamanian white-faced capuchin), 858 nucleotides long. RefSeq names its product cytochrome c oxidase assembly factor 1 homolog. The coding region runs from base 144 to 554 and encodes 136 amino acids. The record is from RefSeq and is a predicted model, not a curated record. NCBI's taxonomy places the organism in Eukaryota, Metazoa, Chordata, Mammalia, Primates, Cebidae. Gene Ontology annotation, cellular component: mitochondrial inner membrane. The transcript is spliced from 5 exons. Gene Ontology annotation, biological process: mitochondrial respiratory chain complex I assembly; mitochondrial respiratory chain complex IV assembly.